Heterobasidion irregulare TC 32-1 is the source of this 3035-nucleotide messenger RNA. RefSeq lists its product as uncharacterized. Lineage: Eukaryota; Fungi; Basidiomycota; Agaricomycetes; Russulales; Bondarzewiaceae. The coding region runs from base 263 to 2755 and encodes 830 amino acids. The record is from RefSeq and is a predicted model, not a curated record. The transcript is spliced from 4 exons.
CUUGUAUUCUCCUUGGACUUUCUCCCUCUCCCUCCAACAAUAUCAUAUCAAUUCUUUCUGCUGACGCGCAGAAUGAGCGCCUCCAGAAGAACCGACCGUCGCACGACGCGAAAUCAUCUGUCGUCUCCAUAUAAGCGUCCACAAAGCCCUCCAAAGAAAUCGGGAUGGAGUCUGUCUGGUCUGUUUGGCUUUUUGAACCCAUUACGUUCACGAAACGCGGUGGAACCAUCAGAAGGGGAGGAAUUCGAGAGUACUUCCGAAGAUGGUUAUGCAUCAGAGGCUCCGGCCUCUCCGCAUGCUCCACCGCCCAUUGCUGUUCAAAACCUCUCAGAACGUGGUCAUGAGGUCGGAGUCGGCUGUGCAUGCGUCGCAAAGUCAAUUCGCUAUGGAGAACGCCAUCGAUCUAACAUCUCCUCCCCGCGCGGAUCGUCAUAUAUCCAGCCUUCAAACUGCGAAGUCUCCAGUGGAGAACCUCGAGAAAGUGAAACGAUAUCUCCAGGACAGAGAAGACGGACGCGGUCUUCAUCAAGUGGAGGUUAUCGGAUUAGUGUCUCUUUUGCAGGGCAGCGUACAAGGUACCUUCGUUCUUCCCUUACCACAGCAAUUGAGGUUGAUCAAAUGCGUUGCAGACAUGGAUAAGGAUGAGCCGUUCCGCUUUUCAUCGAGUCCAACCCCCGACCGUGGAGAUACACCAUUUAGAAUGGGCUCUCCUGGACCUUCUACUACAAAUCCACAGACGUCGCGAAAAACAUUAGCAAAGAAUCCUAAUGGUGUAUAUAGGUGGCAAGGAGCAGGUAGUGCACGACCACGCAAUCGGUAUCAAUCCCCUGCAUUCGGGCCUCCACGGAUGACACCUUCAAAGAUCACACUUUCUGCCCCUCAAACACCACCUAAAACAGACGCGAAACGAAGGCGCGUGGGCCCAGAUGCGUCUUCGCCACAACGUGUUCAAGCACCUGCGCCAUCCCCACCUCCUGCACCGUUGCCACGUGCCCAACCUACGGCAGGGCCAUCCACAUUCCCCGUCUCCAACAGCAGCUCUAGCGGUAUGCCACCUGCCAAUGGGUCUGCAAAUGGAGCGGCAGCAGCAAAGUCCAACAACCCGUCAACUCCACGCCUCCGCAUGGUUGUCCCACCCAAACCCACAACCCCUGCCGUCCCUUCACCCCUCAGACAGGCCUGGGGCCAUAGCGAUCUGCCUCCUUUGCCUCCAGCACACCAGAAACAGCCAACACGAGCAGCAACUCUCAUGGAGGAACUCAUCAAGGAAGCUGCCCCGCAAAAGAAACUAGACGUAGCGAACCCUUACCAGGAGGGGAGCCCUGUGCGGCCGCCAGCGAAGAAGUCCAGGAAGAAGAGGAAGACAUCUGAAGAGAGGAAGCAGAAGGAGAAAGAAAAGGAGGAGAUGGAGAAAGAGAAGGCGUUUGAGAAAUUGAGUCCACAAAGGAUGGUAGAGGCUACGGUCCCAAAGGGAAUGAAGCGUGCACGCCCACCACCUGACCUGGUGAAGACCGCCUCUCCACCGAAAGCCAACGGAAUUAAUCAAUUUGUGGAGCCUCGUCGCAGCACACGUCUCACGAAGUCUACCGGGAAAGUUAUAUCUAAUGGUGCCAAUGAGAUUUCCAAGGACAAAGCUACCGCUCCCGUCAUCGAGGAGGUGCCAGACGAAGAGGACGAACGCCCAUUCCCCAAGAGGCAGAAGCAAUAUGCAGUCACAAUCGAGGAGGUCGAGGAUGUUGAUAUGCCGCAGCCUGCUACGCGGACGUCCGAGAUCAUCGAACCUAUGGACACAUCAAGUCCCAGUUCUGCCUUCACUCCACAACCUGCACCCGUUCCCAAACCUGGCCCCCCCUCAAACUCGAAUUCUCACGCUCUUUUUGGGGCGAAACCUGCGUUUGGAUUGAAGUCGUCUGCGCCGAAGGAGCCCUCGAAGUUGCGGUUUGGGUUCGCCGCAGAGACGGAAGAAAAGCCUGCUGAAGUGAAGGUUUCUGCCCCUAUCGCCGUGUCCGUUCCACCAUCGAAGGCAUCCUCAUUCCUUUCGACAGCCCAAACCACGGUACCUAAGCCUGCUCCUACUGCGAAACCUUCAAUCCCUGCUCCUGCCUCUCCGGCAUCCUUCACUUUGAAGGGCCCCGCUCCUAUUCCUGUGUCUGCAUUCACGCCUCCUCCUGCCCCAAAACUUUCGCACUCAGCUCUCCCUACCCCUGAGUUCUCUGCACAGCCUACAACAUCGACUUCCAUGGUGAAACCGAAGGUAGACCCCAAAGAUACCGCCAGAGCACUCCGCGGCUCAGCCCUGCCCUCGUUUUCAUUCAUCAUACCGACCCAGAUCUCACAGAAGCACAACAAAGAACGUGAUGCAGCCAAGGCUAUUGGACCGACCUCGCUGCCCGCAUUCAAAUUUUCUUGGGAUGCCAAAGAUAGGGAUGCUGUGGCGUCAUCUGGUGCGAUCGCAUCCAUAGGCGCCCCUUUCAACUGGGCGGCGGCUGGAAUGAAGGCGCCCGUGAAGGUCGGCGGAACUUGGACGUGCUCACUCUGUCAGCUGAGCAAUCCGGAUAGUGCGCAGGAUUGUAGUGUUUGCGAAACGAAACGACCAUCUACUGCACCGACUCCGGCGAGCGGCGGGUUUAAUUGGGCAGCUGCGGGCAUGAAGGCACCCACAAAAGCUGGUGGUACUUGGAUAUGCUCAUUGUGCAAUUUGAGCAAUCCCAGCAGCGCCAUUGAGUGCACGGUCUGUGAAGCCAAGCGGCCAUGAUAUAUGCCUGAGUCCUUACGACAGGACGAGCGGGUGGUGGAGUCGCAAUCUCGUGUUUUUAUCUAGAUCGCUUUUGGUUCGGUAUAGAAUAGUCGGGUGACGCAGUGCCACCUUUCCCUAUUCCCCGUUGUGUCCAUACUCGCGCUUUCGUCUGGAAUGUCUCUCUGCAUUGUUGUCGGUUUCUCUUGUCUUUGUACGGUCAACUCUAUCCCAUCUGAUUGCAUAGUUUACAGUGGCGUUGCAUAAAUACAUACUUCUCCAGACUUCCGUCUGGUUCCUC